Messenger RNA from Drosophila nasuta, 971 nucleotides. RefSeq names its product elongation of very long chain fatty acids protein F-like. The transcript is spliced from 2 exons. Gene Ontology annotation, molecular function: fatty acid elongase activity. The record is from RefSeq and is a predicted model, not a curated record. Lineage: Eukaryota; Metazoa; Arthropoda; Insecta; Diptera; Drosophilidae. Gene Ontology annotation, biological process: fatty acid elongation, monounsaturated fatty acid; sphingolipid biosynthetic process; fatty acid elongation, saturated fatty acid. Gene Ontology annotation, cellular component: endoplasmic reticulum membrane. Bases 66 to 830 code for a protein of 254 amino acids.
CGCGGUCUCGACGAGCGGCGACGUGGAUCAUUGGUCUUAUUCAUCAUUUUAAAAAAAUUUUAGAAAUGUUUGAAUUAUUUCCUAUAGCUGAUCCUUUGCCAUGGCCCUUCGCUGGCAUAUUUUGGCCCAUUGCCACAACUAUAACCGCGUAUUUAAUUUUUGUGCUGAAACUCGGGCCAAUGCUUAUGGCAAAUCGGGAACCCUUUAAUCUGCGCGGGGUCCUAAAAGUGUAUAAUUUAUUCCAAGUUAUCUUUAAUAUUCUUCUGGUGUUGUGGGGCUUACACGCCGUAUUAUGGAAAAGACCCUAUCCUGAUUUCAGCUGCAUUAUGAUAUUGCCAUUCGAUCAUGAAAUGAAGAACACUGAGCGCAUGAUUGGUUACCUGUACUAUGUCAACAAAAUCAUUGAUUUGCUGGACACGAUCUUCUUUGUUCUUCGCAAGAGCUAUAAACAGAUUACCAAACUACACCUUAUACAUCAUGUCUAUAUGGCAAGUGCCUCUUACUUUUUCACUAGAUUAUAUGGAUACGGAGGACACCACUUGAUAUUGGCAGGUCUCAAUACUAUUACACACAUCGCGAUGUACGCCUACUAUUAUCUUUCAUCUCAAAAUCCGAAUAUAAAACAAAGUAUAUGGUGGAAGCAGUACAUCACCAUUCUGCAAAUGGUUCAGUUCGUCUUGAUGUUUAGCCACAGUUUUUGGACACUUAUGCAACCAGAGUGUGAGGUUCCCUUUCUACAGAUCUUCAUAGUGUUAUUUAUGUCAGGAGUCAUGUUUGUAAUGUUCUCCGAUUUCUAUAUAAAAGCUUACUUAAAGAAAAAAACUACUUAAGUUCUGUGCACAGUUCAUCUGAAAACCUAAGAAAACUUUUCAUUUUUAUCCAAAUGAAUUAGGUAAAGCGAAAGUAAUUAUCCUAAUAAUGACCAUAAUAAAAUUAAAAAAAAUCAAUAAAGAAAAGAAUUUUUAAAAACU